AUGUUACGUACCGAAAGUUUUGACGAUAGAUUAUCAAACUCACCAGAUGAAGAGGGUUAUGAUUUUUAUCCCAUAAAAUCUGGACAAGGAUAUUACCUUAAAUUUACACCACCGUCAGAUGCAAAAUUAUGUUCACGUCUUUACCCGUCGCGUCUAUUGAGCAGAUCACUGCCACGACGCAACCGUAGUUUAGUAAAUUUCAAAAUAAAUCGUUCGUUACAAUUCGACAGCAGCAUUAAUCCGCAGGAGCCACGUCGUAAAAGUGACAGUUUUUUAUCUCCAAAAUCCGUCGGACACUCACCAAUAAAUAGGAAUUUACCAUUAAGUCGUUCAGCUAAAAUAUUGAAAUCAUUAAACAUUGAAUACAGCCCGGUGAUGAAUAAUGAAUACAAGAAAAUAAAUAAAACAUUGAAAUUUGAUUUGUCACCAAGUUCCAGUAGAUUUAAAUCGCCAAUACCUUCAACUGCGUCUAAUAGUCGUUGUAAAUUAUUAUCCAACUCAAGUAUAAAAUCAUCCGGUAUUAAUAAAUCAUUAAAUUUUGACAGCUGUGAUGAUUCUCCGGUGGCAAGUGCACAUGAAACAUCAAUAGAAUCUAUGGACGAGAACCAAAACCAAACACCGUCUUCACAGAAAAGCAGAAAGAUAAAGAAGACUUUGAGUUACUUGUCAUUAAGUUCAAGUGGCAGCGGUACGUCAUCGUCAUUUGAAUUUAAUUUGCUGUCGUCGCCAGGUCUAAGAACAGAAUUACGUGAAAAAAUAGAUGAUAUUGUGGUAACAAGUAUGAUGUCAACGCCACAAUCUAAAUUAUUGUCUGGUCAUAAACAAUUAAUCAAUGAUGAUGAAAUUGCUGUUAGUACUCCAAGGAAUUUGUAUAAAGAUUUUACAGAUGAUGAGAUUGAUACUGAUAAAGGUAAUGAUGACAAUGAUGAUGAAGAGCGACCGGAGACACCAGUGAAUGUUAUACGACUGAUUCCAGAGAGUAUGAGUGCUAUUAAGAAAAGCCAUCGUAAGGAACGCUUCACAGGACGUUUUAUGAAUCGUAUUAGCCAAAAUUCGGCGGAAGAACCUCUAGAAAUGGACGUUGACUCAGAAGAACGGGCUACGACGCCUUUAACAAGUGACGUCCAGAAGAGUCCAAAUUUUAGCAUUCAUUCAAUUAAAAAAUCUCAUAAAAAAGAUAUAAGUAAGAAAAAAUUGUGCGUUAAUCACUCUGAAGAUGAAUUGUCAGACGAUGGAUCUCUCUUUGACUACUCGAGCAUCGAAGAAGAAAAAGUCAAAACUAACUCACCGGGAAGCAAGGCUCUUCCAGAAGUCAACGAAGAAGUAAAGUUUCAAACACCUCCUAAAACCAGACAAAAUGAAACCCAACCAUCUACUCCAGCGACGCCGAAAGCAGGCACUUCAACUGUGAUGACUCCAGAAAAUCGUAUUGACUAUUUAAAAAGGAUAAUGACUGAUUCUAUUAAAAAAUCACACAAAAAACUUAAGGAUUCAAAUAAAAAGACGUUAUUUAAAUCACGUUUGACUGAAAGACAACAAGAAAUCGCUUCUAUACGGACAAACGGAUUGAAUUUAAAUGAAUCCCCUGAACCAGAAAUAAAUUCUUCAAAAUCUCCCAAUACUGAUGCUGAACUCCGUGCUGGUACGCCAGAAAAUAUUAAUUCAAGUAGAAUUUUACUAUCUAAAUUCAGUUCUGUUAAAAAAUCACACAGAAAAGAUAAGCACCGUAAAAUUGGAUUUGCACAGCGUCAUAUUAUGAUGAAUGACAGCAUUGAAAGCUCAAGUCCUGAAAUGGAACUUUGUAAAUCUCCCAGUAAACGUUUAUUCAAUAUUCCCCGGAUAGAUAUUACAGCAGCCAGUACUUCUUCAAAGUCUUCCAAUGAUUCAACGUCAAUCCACCAUGACAAUAAUCGUUACCAGAGUCUCAAUCAGUCAGUAUUAGACUCUGAAGACGGAGAUUUUAAAUUGAUCUCAUCGCCAAAUAAACGCAAGAGCCCGAAUGUCACCAACAGCACAUCUAUUGAAGAAUCAAACAACGAAUUAAAGUCGAUAGACGAUCAGUGUGCAGAAGAAGAGGAGUUUAAAAUAUUUACGCCAAUUAAAAAAAGAAAGUCUAUCGGUAAAUUUAAGAAGAAUAACGCUAAUGAGUGUGUAUUUUCUACACCAAAAAAGCCAGUUGAUGAUCUGUGUAGCGAUAGAUGUGAAACUCCUAGAUUAGGUAUCAAUAUUUUAUUACCUGGGCUUGGUAAUGCCGUAGAAAAAAAUAAAAAUUAUAAUAAUAGUAAUAACAAUAUUGAAAAUAUAAAAAGAGAUGACGCAAUUUGUGAGGGGGCGCAGAGUGAUGGUGAUACGAGUGGUAGGCAGACACCGGAUAAUUUAAACCGUAUUAAAAUGAUUUCAUCUUUGAGCUCGAUUAAAAAAUCACAUCGAAAGGAUAAGUGGGCGAAAGUACGCACGCGUGAGUCGUCACGUUUAUUAGUUAAGAAAAAUAAUAAUAGUCUUAAUGUUAAAGAUGAUUUCGAAGAUCUCAGUAUGGUUAAUAACACGAGCUGGCGUUCAACUAAUCUUACCUACGACUCCAGUUCUGACGGUAUGGAAAAAAAUGAAUCAUCGGAGGAGCCAACAAGUCCUAAACCCUCAACUUCCUCGAUAAAUAAUCAUACGGCUGCUGGUAGCAAUGCAGAGCCAGUAGCUACUCCGCCUAAUUGCUUACAAGUAAAGAAGUAUUUAAUGCUGGUACAGAAUACUUCAAUAAAGAAAUCUCGUAAGAAAAUGCGGGAAAAGAAGAAGCACGACUCGAUUAUCGUUGCUGAUAAUGAUCAAGAUGAUGGUAAUUUGUCUGAUGGUUCUAUUUUUGAUGGAGAACAAAAGAAAAGCGAUUAUGAAAGUUCAGGGCUGAUGGAAGAUGAUGAUGAUGAUGAUGAUGAUAAUGAUUUCAAACCCUUAGAUGGUGAUAAUUAUGAUCGUAGUAAUAAGGUAUUAUCAAAGAGUACUUAUUCAAAAUCUCUUAACAGCAAUCGAUCAAAUGAUGGCUCUAUUUUUGGAUCUGACGAUGAAACAAAUAGUCCAAGUAAAUAAUAAUUUUUAA
This is a messenger RNA of Cotesia congregata, 3088 nucleotides long. Lineage: Eukaryota; Metazoa; Arthropoda; Insecta; Hymenoptera; Braconidae. The record is from the annotation of a GenBank genome assembly.